ACACAUAGACGACCACAUAAAGCAAACUCGAAAAACGCAGUUUUUCUAGGUUUUCUCAUAUCAGCUUUGUUUUUAUUAAGGCGGAGUGAACUCUAUACGACUGAACAACGCCGCUCGUGUUACCUUCUCCUCAUGUCUCUUCAGUGAGAAUGGCACUUCUUUGCAACGUGGGCAAAUACCGUACUUCCUGUACUCUGUGGUUGAAACGGAGAAGAAGGAUCUGAACACAGUGGUGGUUUUUCAGAUUCACAAGUCAUUUCUCAUGCUGCUUCGUCUUCUGUCUAAUAAAAUUGGCGCGUAUCUUGUGAACGGUCAAAUCCCGUCGUGUGCAAGGUCACUAAUCUCUCGAAUUUCUGGUCAUAUUAUGGUUUUCAUGGAGCUCAACCCUCGUAAAGCGAUGGAGGUCACAUGUGUACUUGAGCAACUAAUACCAAUGGUGUCAACGGUAAAUGGGACAACAAAGUCAAGUGCCUUUAACGAAUCACCGGACCAGCAUUCUGAAAUUUCUGAAGCGAAAAGCACUCAGAUUACCGUUGAGAGCACACACCCCUACAAGACAAACAGUGUGCAUUCUGUGAUGGUUGCCUUCGAGGAGUCGGUGUAUUUCCAAUGUAUACAGUUUUCACCUUCCUGUGAAACAGCUCAGGCUGAUGACCAACUCUAUAUUUAUGUAGGUAUAAAUAAGGAGUGCUAUGUUCCUAUCGGGAGGUAUUUUGGUUCGAAAGAUUGGCCAUUAGUACCCUUACUUCUACCUGGAAACUCACUGUGGUUUGUACUUGAGACGACCGCUGAAGUCGAAGGGGCGACAACUGAACAGAUGUAUGGCUUUCACUGUACUGUAACUGGAUAUUCUGCUGUUUGCAAAAACUCUAAUCUCCGAUUGGAACAAGAACUUACUUGGCUAUCGGCAAGCGCUUGUAGAAUUAUGGUUCAGAACACCGGAACAGUCUCCUCAGACGCCGAUCUCUACGCCCUUCUUGUGGCCGCUAGUCGCAUCAAAUUCUAUGUGGUCUCCCGACAAGAAACGAAGAGCAGGAAGGCUGAUCUGAUAUUUCUGCGGGAGUUCCUAUCCGCUAGUUCGACAUCAACAGCAGGUUUUCUUGCACGUUGGUUGCCUUAUGGUCCAGCAGUAGAUCCAGGUCGUUGUCAGCUGAGUAUAAUCCAAACAGAAAUGGUUGUGGGAAAACCCGUUAAAAUUCAUCUCAUAACCAAGGAUCAGUUUGAUCGUGAAGUGUCGUGCUCAUCGAUGUGCGUUGAAGUAUCUAUAACUGCUGGAGACGCUUCCAUUUAUGCAUCUGCUCGAUUCGCUUUUGCCUCUCUUCCUUCACUAGACAUCAUCAAAAAGAAUCCUUUCCAACCGGUUCUAUUAAAUCGCUGUCGAUAUAUGUCUAUAGUAGCAAUGCCAGUCUAUGUGAAUUAUUCAUAUGAAGAAAUCCGCCUUGGUUUUACUAAAGCGACGGUUAUUCAUGAGAAUAUCAACUUGAAACAUAAGAGUAACUGCACAUUUGAAGGUGAAUGGAUCCCAGCAGCUCCAGGUAGCUAUAGAGUUGUUUGUCGAGUAGACGGUUGCGAACUGACACACAAUUAUUUAAUCGAAAUAUCUGAAAAGGAAGAGAAUGUGAAGCGCCGUGAGCACCGUGCUGCGCACUUAAGCAGAGCUAGAAAAGUGAUGAUACCAGCAACACUGCCAUUUCAAGCAAUUCGGAUGCGCCUCGGCGCAUCGUUGACGGCUCAGUGUGUGGGCACAAUUCCAAGGUGA
Messenger RNA from Angiostrongylus costaricensis, 1759 nucleotides. NCBI's taxonomy places the organism in Eukaryota, Metazoa, Nematoda, Chromadorea, Rhabditida, Metastrongylidae. The record is from the annotation of a GenBank genome assembly.